UAUGUACAAAGUUGGCGUCAAACAGAAGAGGUUUAAUGAAGAAUCUCUGACCAUUGAGAAGGUCAAAGCUGAACUCCCAGAUGCACUCAAUGAGGAAAAUAAGAGAGUCAAUGUUGACAGUAGCAAGAAAUUGGCCUGUAAGCAGUAUAUGGACUAUGACGGAUUCCAUCAAAUGGUCCUUGGAGCUAACCUUAUUCCAAUCAAAAAGGGAUCACUUGAUAGUAUCGGAGAUAGACAGAUGAAAUGGCAUGGAAUGAACACUCAUGCAGCCCUUACUGAUAUCCUUAACAAGAACUAUAAAGACAAAGCAGAUAUUCUUGACUCUUAUGUAGACCUUUUCAAGAAGGAAGAGGAGCUCAAGCGAGUUCCCAAGACUCAAUCUGAAUUUGAAAAGUACUUCUGAAGUAAGCUAAAGACAUCGGAGGAUAGGUUCAAGUACAUCUUAAACAUUCCUAUUUCAGAAGCAGGUACUAUCUUCAGCAGUGAAGUUAACUCUGAGCUGCUAGUGCAGAUUCUUAAGGUUUUUCAAGAAGUGAUCAGUGACCGGAUCCAAAUGCAAAAUGACGAAAAUUCUACAGAAGAAAAUGAAUCUACUGGCAAGGUCAUAUUCACCUAUAUUGGUGACUUUAUGAAUGUCAUAGGGCAAUCAGAAGGAUUUGAUUUUUGAGUCUGUUUCCUUGGAGAUGAAGAAAAAGAUAUUGUUGCACAAAUCUGAACCCAAUUAGCAGAAAUUGAGUACCCUGAUGUAGGAAAGAUCAAAGAAGCCUAUCAAAUCGAGUAAGAGUAAAAAGGAAUUCUAGAAGGUUCAAUUUUGA
Moneuplotes crassus is the source of this 815-nucleotide messenger RNA. Lineage: Eukaryota; Ciliophora; Spirotrichea; Euplotida; Euplotidae. The record is from the annotation of a GenBank genome assembly.